This is a messenger RNA of Hyaloperonospora brassicae, 783 nucleotides long. NCBI's taxonomy places the organism in Eukaryota, Oomycota, Peronosporomycetes, Peronosporales, Peronosporaceae. The record is from the annotation of a GenBank genome assembly.
AUGGGCAAGAAGCAGGGAGGCGCCAACACGAAGGUGGAGGCUGCGAAAGCCAAGAAGGCGGCCGCCAAGACAACGAAGGACGCUGCACAGUCUGCAGCAGAUGCUGCGGCUGAGGCUGCAGAGUGGGCCAAGGGCUCAGACACACGCGCGGAGCGGAAACGUCAAGAGGACGAGCGAAAGCGCGCAGAGCUGGAGGCCAAAAAGGCCGAGAAGCAGAAGGUGUUAGCGCUGGAAGAGCACGCAUUGAAUGAGGACAAGCACGCUAUCCGAAAGCAAAAAAAAGCAGUGAAAGAGGUUGCAAAGCCUUGGGAGGAAGCAGUCAAGCCAGUCGUGAAGAAGAGCAAUCGGGGGGCAAAGAAGCAAUCGGGCUUUGUUGUGGCUGAUGGAGAGAUCAGCAAGAAGCUUACGCAGGCCGAGAUUUCGGCGUUGAAGGAGGCUGAGGAAGCUCGCACGGCUGGAAGGCCCGGAAAAAAGGAGAUCAAGUUUGAAAACAAAUUCCAGGCCAAUAAGAACAAGAACAAAGACGAGCCAUCAGAAGCGCGCAGUCUGGAUGCAGCACUAGAUCUGCUGAUUGUGGGGGACAAAGAGCUCGGAAAGCAUCCAGAGCGUAGAGCAAAGGCCGCUUACAAGGCAUUUGAGGAGGUCAUGCUGCCACAGGUCAAGGAGGAUUUCCCGGGCUUGAAGCUAUCGCAGUACAAGCAAAAAUUGAGCGAAAUGUGGCGUCGCUCUCCGGACAAUCCGCUAAAUCAGGAGAGUUUGGCUUAUAAUGCCAAGAAGCAGUAA